GAAAGAGACGUCGGGGUCAAUGAAAACAAACGGGGAGCCCGGGGGGAAGGAAGGCAGGCGAGGAGGAGCGAGCGCCGGGGCGCGGGCGGGAGCAGCCGGGCCGCGGAAGCGCCAGCGGGAGGCCGGCCGCAGUCGCGUUUUUGCCGCCGCCCAGGCUCGCCUGGGGAUGUCCGAGCCCGCGCCUGGCGGCUCCGGAGCUCCACACGGCGCCCGCCGUCCCGGCCUCUGAGGGCCGCUACAUCCCGGCGGCGCGCGCGGGCUCAGGGCGGCUUAGUGCCGGUGCGGAGCGCCCCAGGAGGGGGCCCGGAGGGCUGCCCCAGGCUCAGCGCAUACCCCAGCACCGCGGCCGGCGCCCGGCCAGGAGGAUGCGCGGCGUGGGGCUCUGAAGCAUGGAGGGGGUUCUGUACAAGUGGACCAACUAUCUCACAGGUUGGCAGCCUCGUUGGUUUGUUUUAGAUAAUGGAAUCCUAUCCUACUAUGAUUCACAGGAUGAUGUUUGCAAAGGAAGCAAAGGAAGUAUAAAGAUGGCAGUUUGUGAAAUUAAAGUUCAUUCAGCAGACAACACAAGAAUGGAAUUAAUCAUUCCAGGAGAGCAGCAUUUCUACAUGAAGGCAGUGAAUGCAGCUGAAAGACAGAGGUGGCUGGUUGCUCUGGGGAGCUCCAAAGCAUGUUUGACUGAUACAAGGACUAAAAAAGAAAAAGAAAUAAGUGAAACCAGUGAAUCUCUGAAAACCAAAAUGUCUGAACUUCGCCUCUACUGUGACCUCCUGAUGCAGCAAGUUCAUACAAUCCAGGAAUUUGUGCACCAGGAUGAGAAUCAUUCAUCUCCCAGUGUAGAGAGCAUGAAUGAAGCCUCUUCUCUGCUUAGUGCCACAUGUAAUACAUUCAUCACAACGCUUGAGGAAUGUGUGAAGAUAGCAAAUGCCAAGUUUAAACCUGAGAUGUUUCAACUGCCCCAUCCGGAUCCCUUAGUUUCUCCUGUGUCACCUUCACCUGUUCAAAUGAUGAAGCGUUCUGUCAGCCACCCCGGUUCUUGCAGUUCAGAGAGGAGUAGCCAUUCUACAAAAGAACCAGUGUCUACACUUCACCGACUCUCCCAGCGACGCCGAAGAACCUACUCGGAUACAGACUCUUAUAAUGAGAUUCCGCUUGAAGACCCAGAUAGACCUGUUCACUGUUCAAGAAAUACACUUAAUGGAGAUUUAGCAUCAGCAACCAUUCCUGAAGAAAGCAGACUUACGGCCAAAAAAAAAUCUGAAUUGGAAGAUCCUCUUCCAUCCUUUUCUUCCUGAGGAAACCGAAGUGUCCGACUUCCUCUGAGUAUUGCUAUGCAAAAGCUGCUGUAAUUAAACUGUUGUUAUAGGGGGUAGUUUUUCCCUUUACUUAAGAUUUCUCUGCACUUUAUAGAAUAUUGUAAAACAAACAAAAUACAGCCCACAUACUUUUGAAGUGUAUUUUAUCUUUAUAUAGUUUAUUUGCAAGAGUAUUUUCCUAAUAACUUCACAGUAUGAAUGUGCAUCCUUUUUUUUUUUUUUUUUUUUUUUAAAGAAAUGGUGUAACAUUUUGACAUCCGUAAGGACAAAUGUAGAUAUUUUUCUAAAAAACUGUGAGGGACUGACAGCUUGGUCAGUGUGUAUUGUAGUUUAUAAACAUGAAAUCUUCUAAGGUUUCAGUUUGACAGAAGUGUGACAUAUGUAACAUGUGCCAUGGACCAAAUGGUCACUUUACCCCAGCUAAAAAUGAGUUACGAUAGCAGCUUGAUGGUGAUUGUAUUGUAUUCCUUUAAGCAAAAAGGAAACGCUUAAUAUUCUAAGUAUCUUUAGCCCAAAUAUCAUGAUAUAUUGAGCAUUUUCCAACAACCAGACUGUGUUGUCCUUCACAUGUGAAGUUGACACUACUGAUUUGUCAAUACCAAACGUUGGGUUAAAGUAUUUAAUUAUUAUUUAUUUAUUUUUUUGUUGCAUCAAAAGAUAAUCGCAUCCUCACUUUUGUGACCUACCAAAUUUAAGAUGUGUACCAUUGUUAUUUACAUUGUUCUAGAAAAGAGGUUAAUAUUAUAGUGACCUUGCUCACUUACACGAAGAAAUAAAUGACUUUCAAUGGAAGAGGAUUUUAGUGAUUUUUUUUUCUGAAAUAGACAUUAAGCUGCUGUUGUAAGGUAUUGUUUGCAGCUCUUUAGAAUAUCUAGAGACUUUUUAAUUUAUGAAUAUUUAUACAAAAAAGGAAUUCUGUCAAGGUGAUUGCUCUACAUCACUUGACAAUGUUAUUAUUUAAUUCAAGAACAAAUAGCAAUUAUUGGUAGUGUCUGUUCAUACCUAUUGUCAAUGUUUGCCUUGUAAUUUGUUUUUUUGAACUCACUUUGGGGUGACAGUUUUGCCCAAGGUUUUGGAUAAGGAGCACUUUAAAACAAACGGGUUUGAUGUUUUUAAGUAUUUAAUCAUAUGUUUAAUAAAUAUGUGGUUUUUGCAUCCAAACUCAUCAUAUAAUACAUUGUAUUUUUUACACUCA
This is a messenger RNA of Galeopterus variegatus (Sunda flying lemur), 2508 nucleotides long. It is a transcript of the gene PLEKHA3, whose product is annotated as pleckstrin homology domain containing, family A (phosphoinositide binding specific) member 3. The coding region runs from base 390 to 1292 and encodes 300 amino acids. The transcript has 8 exons. Lineage: Eukaryota; Metazoa; Chordata; Mammalia; Dermoptera; Cynocephalidae. The record is from RefSeq and is a predicted model, not a curated record. Gene Ontology annotation, cellular component: recycling endosome; trans-Golgi network; early endosome. Gene Ontology annotation, biological process: retrograde transport, endosome to Golgi; receptor recycling; endosome organization.